This is a messenger RNA of Euleptes europaea (tarantolino), 2256 nucleotides long. It is a transcript of the gene CREBRF, whose product is annotated as CREB3 regulatory factor. Gene Ontology annotation, biological process: response to unfolded protein; regulation of transcription by RNA polymerase II. The record is from RefSeq and is a predicted model, not a curated record. The transcript has 9 exons. Bases 131 to 2137 code for a protein of 668 amino acids. Gene Ontology annotation, cellular component: nucleus. NCBI's taxonomy places the organism in Eukaryota, Metazoa, Chordata, Lepidosauria, Squamata, Sphaerodactylidae. Gene Ontology annotation, molecular function: DNA-binding transcription factor activity, RNA polymerase II-specific; RNA polymerase II transcription regulatory region sequence-specific DNA binding.
GAAGCGGGCCCCCGAAUUGAGACUCCCCCCCAUCCCCCCGCCGGCUUGGGGCGUUCGUCCCCAGAGAAAGAAGAGUUCCAUGUAGUCAACGUGAAGCUUUUUUGAGAGAAAAUCUGUGACUCUCCACUGCAUGAGUUAUAUGCUACCUACUAACCCUGAAGAAAAGCUGGAAAGGAAGUUACAGGCAAGGAAAACUAAAAGUUUGGAAUUGAACUUGGAGGAUCUGGGCCUAGAAAUGCCUCAGCCUAGUGUGAGUGGAAUGGACCCUCCUUUUGGGGAUGCCUUUCGAAGCCACAUGUUUUCAGAACAGACUUUGAUGAGCACAGACCUCUUGGCUAGCAGUUCUGAUCCAGAUUUCAUGUAUGAAUUGGACAGAGAAAUGGAUUACCAGCAGGGUUCCAGGGACAACCUCCUUUCUGUAGAGGACUGUAAAGAUCUUGAGAACCUGGAAUCUUUUACAGACAUUCUGGAUACUGAAAUGCCUCUCCCUUCAAAGUGGGAACAGUGGGACACUUACUGUGAAGAUUUGACGAAGUACACCAAAUUAACCAACUGUGACAUCUGGGGAACAAAAGAGGUGGAUUAUCUGGGCCUUGAUGAUUUUUCAAGCCCAUACCAGGAUGAAGAGGUGAUCAGUAAAACUCCAACUCUGGCACAGCUCAACAGUGAGGACUCUCAGCCUGUCUCAGAUCCACUGUGCUAUUCAGAAUUGCUGUUCAAUGUAAAACAAAGCCAGUUGACGUCUCUGCCAGCAAAGAAGAUCACAACCAGAGCAGCAGCCCCAGUUUGUUCGUCCAAGACUGCUCAAGCUGAGGCACCUUUAUCAGAAUUUGCUCAAAAAGCAAGCAAGGCCAAUUCAAGCACACAAAUCAUGGUGAAGACCAAUGUGUACAGCAAUGAGAAGGUGAACAUUCAUGUUGAGUGUAAAGAUUAUGUUAAAAAGGCAAAAGUAAAAAUAAAUCCUGCACCCCAGAGUAGGUCUGCAAUGAACCAGGCUUACGCUGAUGCUGCAAAAGAAAAUACUUGCUACUGUGGAGCUGUAGCAAAGAAACAAGAGCGGAAAGGGGUCGACUCCGUUCAAAGUCACAGUGCUCCAAUUUUGCCUUUUAAAGAGACUCAGGCGCUGCUCCUCACUCCACCCCAGGACACUCCAGGACUAAUCGCUGAGGAGAGCAAUCUCUCUGCCAGCACAUCGGUUUCAGAUCCAUCACAGAAAAAGGAAGAACACAAUUAUUCUCUCUUUGUCACGGACAGCUUGGCUGAGCAGGCAAUCAAAGCUGAACCUGAUGAGGAUGAAGAUGAGGAGGAAGAUGUGGAAGAUGAAGACCACGAUGAAGGGUUUGGCAGUGAGCAUGAACUGUCUGAAAAUGAUGACGACGAGGAGGAUUAUGAGGAUGACAAAGAUGAUGAUAUCAGUGAUACUUUUUCUGAACCAGGAUAUGAAAAUGAUUCUGUAGAGGACUUGAAAGAAAUGACUGCAAUAUCUUGUCGGAAAAGAGGCAAGCGACGAUAUUUCUGGGAGUAUAGCGAGCAACUGACACCGUCACAGCAGGAGAGAAUGCUGAGGCCAUCUGAGUGGAAUCGUGAUACAUUACCAAGUAACAUGUAUCAGAAGAAUGGAUUACAUCACGGGAAAUACGCUGUUAAGAAGUCACGAAGGACUGAUGUAGAAGACUUGACUCCCAACCCUAAAAAACUGCUACAAAUUGGGAAUGAACUGAGGAAACUGAAUAAAGUGAUCAGUGACUUGACUCCAGUCAGUGAACUUCCCUUAACGGCUAGACCAAGGUCAAGGAAAGAAAAAAAUAAGUUAGCCUCCAGGGCUUGCCGACUAAAAAAGAAGGCCCAGUAUGAAGCCAACAAAGUGAAACUGUGGGGUCUCAACACAGAAUAUGAUAACUUGCUGUUUGUCAUCAAUUCCAUCAAGCAAGAAAUUGUGAAUAGAGUGCAGCAGAGUCCUAAGGACGACAGAGGAACCAAUAUGGGACAGAAGUUUGAUGUGCUUGUCAAAGAUACUUUAGGACCACCUGUAGCUGAGCAAACAUCUGAAUUUGUGAACCAGGUUUUAGAGAAAACAGCAGAAGGAGAUCCUACAGGAGGCCUCGUCGGGCUUCGAAUACCUACAUCAAAAGUUUAGCAGAUAUUAGUUUAUCCAUUUUCAUUCGUCAGAACUCUGCCUGUGUCAUGUACUACAUUGUAAAAUUCUGGUCUGCAUGUGAGUUUAGCAUUAUUUAAAACACAGUUUAAGUUGAAUCA